UCAUGAGUUCAGCUCUGUAUCUGAUCCUGCUUUUCUCAGCUCUGUGGACUCUCUCCUUCUGUGGGACUCGUCAGUUUUAUGUAGUGAAUGAAAAUAAGAACUGGAUCGACGCUCAGAAAUACUGCAGAGAGAAUUUCACUGACCUGGUUACCAUUGAGAGCCAAGAGGAGAUGAACGCUCUGAUAGCUUUUCUCAACGGGUUAACAGGGCAUUUCUGGAUCGGACUGAGGCAGAAAGAUGAGCACAGCGUGAGCAACUAUGCAGAUUUAAAGAGCUGGAUCUGGUCAGAUGGGAGUAGCUCCUCAUACAGAUACUGGAACAAGGAUGAGCCAAACAAUGGUGUGGGUGAUCUCUGUGUGCAGUUAUGGAGUAGCCCUGAAUACAAAUGGAAUGAUGAACGCUGCACAUGGCCAAAUCCAUUUAUCUGCUAUAAAGCUGUUCCACUCAUCCUGAUUAAAGAGGAGAAGACAUGGAGAGAAGCUCUGAGAUACUGCAGAGAGAAUCAGGUGGAUCUGGUUUCUGUUCACACUGAGAAAAUGCAGCACUGGGUGGAGUUCGUUAUUAAUAAUGCCACCACUGCUAAUGUGUGGAUGGGUCUGCGUCACACCUGCACCCUGAGCUUCUGGUUCUGGGUGAGCGGAGAGUUCGUCUGCUACCAGAACUGGGCUCCGGGGAACGGGACAGAGGUGGAAGACUGCAGUGGAGGAGAAAGAACAGGAGCGGUGCAGUCUGGAAGUAAGCAGUGGGUCAGUCUGCCAGAGAAUCAGAGACUCAACUUCAUCUGCACCACCUCUGAGGGUGAAGGAGAGAAAUUACCAGUUGACAUGUAAAGCAACUGAAUCUUCUUUGAUUCUUUUGUAAGGACUAAUUGUUUACUUUAUAAAUAAUUAACUGCAUUUAUAUAUUACUGCACUAUAAUAUCCUGAUAUCUGGUGCUAAAUGCAUUCAGUUAAACUGCCUGAAUUCUAACUAUGUAUUAUUCACUUAUUCUUCUACUCUAUAAAGCACCACUGAUAAGUAAGCUGUAAAAAUCACUUUCAAUAUAAUUAUCACAGCAGAUUUUCUCUUUUUUCCAGAAAGUAAAAUGGCAAUGAUAGUUCAACUGAGAUCACAUCUCUAUUUGCCCAAGAAAACAUUCAAAUUAUUACAAGCAGAGCUUAACAGUCAAUGAAUACUGUGAGAGAAAUGUGAAAAUGUAGUUCAUUUUCAAGUAACCAUUGUCAGAGUUUUUGCCCAGGUGCCUUGGAUUGUUUAGUUUCUUAUCUAAAAUUGAAAGAAACUGCCAUAAAGAAUGAGUUUUGUGAUUAUAGUGCAUUCCAAAAGGCACAAACAUCUGCAGAUAUAACUUGUGCAGGCUGGUUAUAUUGUUCAAAUGUUGAAAAGUAUUCAGACAGCCCUUAGAAGAGCUCUGCCAACAGAAUGUUCAGGAGAGGCUGCACAAGAGCUUAAUUUCACCAUGCUCAGUGCCAGCUAGGGGGGUAAAAAGCCCCCCAGCAUGGGGCUGUGGAGCAAUGUAACUGCUCUCUGGAGCGAUGGAGCUCCAUCGAAUAUCUUUCAAAUGAGUCGCAGUGAUCCAGAACUGAUUAUCCAACAUCAGUACCUGACCUCACUAAUGCUCUUGUAGCUGCCAUCAAAUCCUCACAGCAGUGUUGCUACAUCUAGUGUAAAGCCUUCCCAGAAAAGUAGAGGCUGUUACUGCAGCAAAGAGGAUCUCCCUAUUAAUAUCCCUCCAGUUCAAAAGAAACACUGCAUGAGCAGGUGUCCACAGACUUUUGGACAUAUAAUGUAUCUGUUUAUUUGGUAAUGCCCCUGUUGUUCCAGGUAUCUUUGGUUUCACCAAAAGAAUAUCUUUGUUAAGAUGCUGUCAGAAGGGUAAAAGCAUUUUAACUGCCUUGAUCGGGUGCCCGACUGCUUGCCAGCCUUUUGGACCGUUUUGACCACCAUUGAACUUCACGCUGUACAACACUGUGCAAACUAUCUAAUUAACCACUGCUCCACCUGUUUUUCCCCAUUUUGUAUUCUAAUAUUUUAUACUAACGCUGUUUGCUAU
Molecule: messenger RNA, 2050 nt
Organism: Colossoma macropomum (tambaqui)
Lineage: Eukaryota; Metazoa; Chordata; Actinopteri; Characiformes; Serrasalmidae
Product: macrophage mannose receptor 1-like
Source: RefSeq, a predicted model, not a curated record